GUGCGCAAGUGUACGCGCAUAUACAUGCGCGUUCCAUCGCGUAUCGCCAUAUCGGCUGCGCUGCGAUAUAAGUAGUAGUAGGCGGGGGCUCUCUCGAGCCGACCGACAGCAGGAUAUCUCUGGAGAAACCAGCUGCGUAGCUCCUGAUCAAUUUCCGAGUUAUGAGUUUUAUCGAGCGCCGCCUUCGCGCGGAGCUGUAUUAGCUGUGUAUAAAGCAGUAGGCAACUCCGGGCAGCAAGUAUCCAGCUCCAGACCGGAGGCAAGCACACACUUACGAUUAAUAAGGACCAUUCCAGCAGCAUGAUUCAUUCGGGCUCGGCUCCCAUACAACGCGUGUGUCAGUGUGCAAGCGCAGCGUUAAAACGGUAAUAAAACGAAGAAAGUCAGGGAGAAGUUAUUAUUGCAGGCCGUGGCUGCAGCAGAGAGAAGAGCAGACUGCACACGAGUGGCGGCUGCGAGAUGAACAAGUGCAGACCGCUGCAAGCUGCCUCAGUGCGGGACUGCUGCAGCUGCCGCUACUGCUCGAGUUAUUAGUGACAAGCUCCUGAGUAACAAGUAAUAACAAUAAAUGCCUCUGUAUCUGCGAGUCGACCAGCAGCGCAGGCCAACUGCAGCCAUGGAGGAUUUCAACGAGACCGCGGAGGUCUCCGUCGUCGACGUCUACGACAUCGCCUCCGAGAUCGGCAAAGAGUGCGAAAAGCUCAUCGACACGUACGGCGCCGAUUCUAUAACCAACCUGAUGCCCAAGGUGAUCAAUGCUCUCGAGCUACUCGAAAGCUUCGCCACGAAAAAUGAACGCGAGAACACGACGGUCCAGGAACUCAGGACCAAGAUUUCACAGCUCGAAUCGGAUAAGAUUGGCAAAGCCGAAGACAGACAGCGCUUCGAAAAGGAACUCGAGCAAAUUGAGGAGCAUUGGAGACAAGAAUCUCGUGAUUUGCUGGAGAUGGUCACCAGAUUGCAAGAGGAAAACAGGCGACUCGCCGCUGCUGUGCAAGAAACUCAAAGCGACAGCGAAGAAAGCACUAAGCAAACUUUCACCGCGAGUCAAGAGGUGGACAUCGCAGUGCUGCAGCGCUUGAGAACAAUGAUUGACAAGCAGAGGGAUCAAAUUCGCAGUCGCGAUCGGGAGCUUUCGCAAAAGAAUGAAGAAAUCGAAAACUUGAACAAUCAAGUGGACAAAUUGAGCGUUGUUGGCAGGGAACUGAAGCGCAAACAAAGACAAGCACAAAUGCAAGCUCGUGGUUUGGUGGAGGAGCGCGCGGAUUUUCUAGCACAACUGCAAGAUCAAAAUCGAGAGCUCAUCAAUCUCAGAGCGAGGCUUGGCCUCGCGAGAAAGGAAAACGAAGACCUCUCCAAGUCGUCCCAGGCAUAUCCCGAUUUAACAAAUAAGGCUGUAUACGACUUGGACGAUCCCGACAGGCCGAGGUUCACUACCACGGAACUGAAGGAAAUUCUGCACGAGAGAAAUGAACUGAAAGCCAGAGUCUCGGAUCUAGAAGACGAACUCGAGCUGUAUCGUCCGAAAGCAGAACCAGCGGAAGACGAAAAGGAUGCUCCAGUUCAAGGUCCACUACCUUAUGAACCAGACGACGCUCCAUGGAAGAAAGCUUCAGAAUCUGGAAUACGCAAAUUUUUCAGAAAAAUAUUUUCGGAAACGAGUGGUGGCUUCUUGGGUGGUAGCAGUCCACGACGCAGUCUUUCUAGUCUAUCGAAAAUGGCUCUGUCUGGGAAUAGUAGCGGAGAAACUUCGUUUUAAUUUGUCAAAGCGUCGUGAAAACAUUUCAAAUUGCCAAAAAAAAAAGA
Nasonia vitripennis (jewel wasp) is the source of this 1806-nucleotide messenger RNA. It is a transcript of the gene Rilpl, whose product is annotated as RILP-like protein homolog. Lineage: Eukaryota; Metazoa; Arthropoda; Insecta; Hymenoptera; Pteromalidae. The transcript has 6 exons. Gene Ontology annotation, cellular component: ciliary basal body; cytoplasm. The record is from RefSeq and is a predicted model, not a curated record. The coding region runs from base 569 to 1759 and encodes 396 amino acids. Gene Ontology annotation, biological process: cilium assembly. Gene Ontology annotation, molecular function: protein dimerization activity.